Hordeum vulgare subsp. vulgare (domesticated barley) is the source of this 3297-nucleotide messenger RNA. RefSeq lists its product as uncharacterized. The transcript is spliced from 5 exons. Lineage: Eukaryota; Viridiplantae; Streptophyta; Magnoliopsida; Poales; Poaceae. The coding region runs from base 308 to 3061 and encodes 917 amino acids. The record is from RefSeq and is a predicted model, not a curated record. Gene Ontology annotation, molecular function: zinc ion binding.
GGGGUGGCUCCAAGCGCGGGCACGACUGCGUCCGUCCGGUGAGUUUCAGCUCCUCUGGUAGUCUGGUUACGGUGGUAGUCUGGUUACAGUGGUUGUCUGGUUAAUUAUUCUAGCAUAUUUUGCAUUGUGUUGUCCGAUGUGCCUUAGGGGCUGUAUUCUAUUGAUUCAUGAGAGAAGAGUGAGGCUUGAUGCUGUAUGAAUAAGACUGGUGCAUGAUUACUGUUUUUUUUGCUUCAAUGCUCCGUACCUAUGUGGCUGAGAGUAUUGUGCCUGAACUUUAUACCUAUAUUUGUGUUCCAUAUGCAGGAUGGAUCCAAAUUCAAGUUAUUUUCUGAAAAUUAGAUUGGUUGGCAACAAGAGAAAUGCUAGGAAAGAAAUCAAAUGUUUCUAUUUUGAGAAGAUGAUUGAUUCUGACUUGACAAAUUAUAAGGAUUUGGUUGAAUCAAUUGUAGAUGAGUACCCGCCAAGAUAUUUGGAAGUUGCACAUGUUCAAUACUACGAUGAUGUUCUGAAAAUAUUUCCAGAAGUGAAAACUGACCAAGACUUAAUGUUUAUGUUUGAGAAAUUCUCGAAGACAAAGGUUGUCCAAAUGUUUAUUUCUUAUUGUGAUCCUGCUGAGCCAUAUGAGCCUAUAACUGAAUAUUCAAGUGAUUUCUUUACCCAAACCGAACACAACAUAGAACAAGACGAUGAUAGUUACCUUCGCAACCCAAUUCCUGAGAAUGAGCAUGUUGGUAUUGAUGAGGAAAAUCUAUAUCUAGAGAAAGAACCUACACUUCUAAAUGUGGUUCUUUUUUUUGAUAAUGACAAGGACACUGAAUAUGUUCCCGAGGAUGACAGUGAGUAUGGCAGCGAGGAUGAGUGUGAGAUAGAGGAGGAUGAGCCUGAAAUAGAGGAGGACGAGGAGGUGCAUGAGGCAGAGCAUGCGCCAACUGUAGAGUACAAUAAAGAAGACCCUCCAAUGGCCGAAGGUUCCAAGUAUCCCAAUAUGGCUGAGUUUAAGUUGGCCCUUUCUCAGCAUGCAGUCAAAUAUGAAUUUGAAUACAACAUUCAGAAAAGUGCACAACAUAGGUUUAGGGCCUAUUGUAGAAGAAGGGAUGAAGAUAAAUGCCCAUGGAGGAUAUAUGCUUCCACAACAGAUGAUAUGUGCACUGUAGUGGUGAGAAAAAACCCUUGUGAUCAUGAUUGCUCUAGUACAACAAGGAAAAAGAAAGUGAAGAAUGCAACUAAGCAUUGGAUAUGUGAGAAGGUCAAGGAUUGGCUCAUUGAAGAUGCAACUCUCGGAGCCACGGCAUUGCAGCAGAAGCUUAAAGAACAUUACAAGGUCAAACUCCAUUACAAGAGAGUAUAUAUGGGUAAGCUGCUAGCUUUGAAGCAACUAUAUGGUGAUUGGGAUAGCAGCUUUGACAACUUAUAUAGGUUUAAGGCACAAGUUGAAAGUUGUUCUCCUGGUAGCACAGUGCAGAGUGAACAUCAAACAAUAAAUGGUAAAAUCAGGUUUAGAAGAAUUUUUAUUGCUUUGAAACCUUGCAUAGAUGGGUUCAUUAAUGGUUGUAGACCAUAUUUGGCAGUAGAUAGCACAUUCUUGACGGGAAAGUUUAAGGGGCAGCUGGCUAGUGCUACCGCUGUUGAUGGGCAUAAUUGGAUGUAUCCAGUUAGUUUUGGAAUUUUUGAUUCCGAAACAAAUGAAAAUUGGAUUUGGUUUAUGCAAAUGCUUAGGCAGACCAUAGGAUCACCAACUGGUUUAGCCAUAUGCACUGAUGCUGGCCAGGCAGUGAUGGCAGGGGUAAAAGAAGUGUUCCCAGAGGCUGAACAUAGGGAAUGUAUGUUCCACUUGGUGAGCAAUUUCAAGAAGAAGUUCCACGGGAAGGUUUUUGAUGAUCACCUUUGGGCUGCUGCAUACUCAUGGAACCCGUAUCUGUUUGACAAACAUUGGGUUGCAAUGGAGGCAGCAAAGCCAGCCGCAACUGCAUAUAUAAAGAAGUGGCACAAUAGGCUAUGGUCGAGGAGCCAGUUCUCCACAAUAUCCAAGGUGGACUACGUAACCAACAACUUGGCAGAGUGUUUUAACAAUUGGAUUAAGCACCACAAGUCCUUGAACUUGGAUGACUUCAUGGACAAGGCUCGACAGUUAUUGAUGAUCAAGUGGAACGAAAGGAGAACUGUGGGAAAGAAGUUGGAUGGACUAAUUCUGCCCCACAUAAUUAAGAAGCUGAAUGCAAUGACUAGAGAAUUAAACUUGGAGGUGGUACAGAGCUCGGAAGAAGUGGCUGAAGUGACCGCAUUAGGAGGCAGCGGCUUUAGGUUUGUGGUCAACUUGCAAGAGAGGACAUGUUCUUGUAGACAAUGGCAAGUUUCUGGCGUUCCUUGCAAACAUGCUCUUGCAUUCAUUACAUCACUUAGCAAUGCACAUAUACGGGACUAUGUUGACUUGUAUUACUCCACUAACAAGUUUAGAGCAGCAUAUGCCCAACUAAUACCCGCUAUGCCUGACAAGACCCAAUGGCCUAAAUCAGAUCAUGGAUUCUUUAUGCAUCCACCACUUCUAAAAGCCACUGCUGGUAGGCCUAAAACCGAGAGGUAUAAAGGCUGUGGCGAGAAGAAAAGAAAAUCAGGCCAACACCUAUGUCCUAUUUGUAAGGGAUAUGGGCAUCAUUGGCACAAUUGUAAAAAGGGUAACCCAGAUGACAUCGCUGCAAUGUUGGAAGUGAGAGGGCCACCAAAGAAGAAGGUAAAGAGCACCAUUGUGCCAUAUGUGGAUGAAGCACCAACUAGGAUGUGUUUUCCACCUACCCAAAUCCUUGAAACUACAACAAUAAAGGAAAAGGCUACACCAAAAUCUAGUACUGGAACUUUUAAAAGGUUAAAAACCAGCUCAAGCCAACCAAUGCCCAGCGAGAAAAACCUUCCUGUGAAGGCAAAAGCUAAGAAAAAGAAGAAAGAUGCCACUGUGAUUCCUACUGCGCCACUUGAUAGCCCCGCAAUGAGUACAAGAAGCAAAACUUUCAUCCCCGCUAGCCCUGCAAUGAGCACAAGAAGCAAAAGAAGGCUCAGCUUGUGAUUCUAAUGUGUUCUGUUCAUGUACUGUGUCUAAUGAGAGGUGCUUCUAUGCUUUGCCAUGUGAUUUUUGUGGACUUUACCUCUCACAUACAUGAUGUAAGUGAGACUAAGUGAAACUGGAGGUGCUUUUGGACCUGAUCGUGUGAUGUAUUUGGACUAGACCUCAACUAUGAUAUAAACUGUAGGAUCAGUACUGAUAUUGCAUUGUUAUAAAAUGUCUAUGCAUAUAUAUCUUAA